CGCUGAUCCUCUUUGUUGAUGACACCAAAACAUUUUGCGACUCUCCCAUCCUUUUCCUCCGGACCUAUAGAAGCCUUUAUGACGACAUUCCCAUGAGGUAGACCACGAAUUCUUCUCCUCCAGCGCUGCACGCACUCAUAUAUCCCGCCCAUACCGUUCUUGCGCUCCUCCGUCGCCCGUUGAGAAAACGUUUCGUCAUCCGGCUAGCUGCCAUAACCGAGGCACCAUGUCAGCCACCACCAUCCAGAGCCUCAAGGUUCUUGUGGAGAGCAUCAUUCUCGACCCAAAAUACCAUGACAUCCUCACAGUUGUCAAGGGCGCACGCAAUGGCGCUGUCUACGGCGCAAAAGUCCGCUUUCCACAUGCCUUGGUGAUGAUAAUGCUCUUUCGCUCCGGAACAUUCCGUGAGAAAGUACGACUCAUUUUCAAUGCUACAAAAACACACGCCCUGAAUUUGGCAAAAUUUGCGACGAUAUACAAGUCAACAUGCUUGCUUCUGAAGCUGUACGGGCCUACGCCGGGCAAAGAAGGCCCUUAUGACAGCUUUAUUGCCGGUCUUCUAGGCGGCUACGUUGUGUUUGGCCAGCGAUCCAAGCGCGGCAAGAUCUCGAGCGUCAGCCAGCAAAUCGUCAUCUACAUCUUUGCGCGCGUCGCGCUGGCGCUGGCGCGUCUGGCAGUCAAGCCCGGGUAUGGUCUUCCGGGGGUGUCAGAACCGAAGCAGAGUGCGGCGAUCAGUCACUAUGCCUGGCCAGUCUUUGCCAGCAUGUCAUGGGCAGCCGUGAUGCAUCUCUUCAGAUGGCAUGCCGCCGAGCUGCAGCCUAGCUUGCGCAGCAGCAUGGUUUACAUCUACCAGAAUUCUGACGACUGGGACGGGCUACGGAACUUUAUAUGGCACAACAAAUGAGGGAUCAGUGUACGAUGGAGACAUGAUAAGGAUAUUUCAAGGGCGUUCAUACGGUUGUAUAAUCACGGUGGCUUCUAGAUCUGCUCGCAGCUCCUAGCAUCAGCAUUGGCUUCUCGCAUUCUUGAUUACAGUCCGGGUAUGGGAACCCAAGGUUUUGUUUUAGAGGAGGUCUAUGCUGUGGUGGAUUGGUAAUAGAGGAUUACAGUACCUAUCUUGAGUAUGAAUUUCAGACACAGACUUGUGAAUCUCGGCAGUUUGGACA
Messenger RNA from Podospora pseudopauciseta, 1166 nucleotides. RefSeq lists its product as uncharacterized. Gene Ontology annotation, cellular component: peroxisomal membrane. The record is from RefSeq and is a predicted model, not a curated record. NCBI's taxonomy places the organism in Eukaryota, Fungi, Ascomycota, Sordariomycetes, Sordariales, Podosporaceae. The transcript has 5 exons. Bases 227 to 904 code for a protein of 225 amino acids.